GGCACGACGUCGCGUCGUAGAAACUCACGAUGCGUUCCUGUGUCAGUGCCACAGUUGUUAUUCAAAAUUCAAAGAUGACGGACGCUAUUGAAGUCGAUCAUUUAAUAACGCUAGUCGAGCAGCGUCCCGUGCUAUGGGACAAAACAUCUGAAGAAUAUAAGAAUAAAAAUAUCAAAACAACAGCAUGGACAGAGGUGUGCGAAAAUUUAUUUCCUGGUUUUCAAGAAUUAAAUAAUCAAGAAAAAACUAAAUUUGGUAAUGCUGUGGUAAAGAAAUGGACUGGUAUUAAAGAUAACUAUGCCAAGUACGUAAAAAAACUUAAAGAAAUAAAUAAAUCUGGAGCAGGCGCUAAAAAACUUAAGGAAUAUCAUUUAUAUAAACAGCUCCUUUUUUUAAACAGAAAUGAUCAAAAUGAAACCGAUAGUAGCAUAAUGGAUGAAGAAACAAACUAUCAGAACACACAAAAGGAAAGUCCAAAAAGAAAAUUUAAAAGUCCGUCAGGCGCCUUUCCAGCACGAAAAAAGAGAAUUAUCGAUACAUUUGAAGAACAGAUUUUGUCAAAAUUAGAAGAGCCCGAAAACAGACAUUUAUCUUUUUUUAAAGCGAUAUUGCCAUCUUUGAAUAAACUAAGUGAUCAUCAAACAUUAAUUUUUCAAAGUCGGGUCUUACAAGUUUUAACGGAUCUACACGAACCAUCACAUCAAUAUUAUCCACAGAGUAACUAUCCAUCUUCGUACCAGGGUAACUAUGAAACACAAAGACCCCAAAGUUUAUGGCGAAGUGCGUGCCAAGGCGGUUACCAAACAACCGGUAGUUCGUCACAGUCUACCCAAGAAGCAACACCACCACCAGCUGCCACGCAUGGCCGAAGCGAAGAGAGCGAAUUUGAUGAUCAUUCGAGGACAUCACUUGAACCAGAGUCACCCCUAACACUUUACGACUUUUCUUAAAAAAGGAAUCUAAAGGUGUAAUCACGGUGUAAUGUUCAGUUAAUAAAAAACUUGAUUUUAUUGUUUCCUUUAUAAAAAAUGAUUAAUUAAUAAUAAUUAAUGGGGACCAAUACGGUGACUCCUUCAAAGCUCGUAGUGAUAAUCGGUAUAACGAAACCAAAGGGUAAAAUUAAAAUAAAGCUUAUUCUGUUAGCAACUUAAUUUUCAAAAAUUGUUGUUACUAGUGUCGUUGAUUUG
This is a messenger RNA of Pectinophora gossypiella (pink bollworm), 1187 nucleotides long. RefSeq lists its product as uncharacterized. Bases 30 to 950 code for a protein of 306 amino acids. Gene Ontology annotation, molecular function: DNA binding. Lineage: Eukaryota; Metazoa; Arthropoda; Insecta; Lepidoptera; Gelechiidae. The record is from RefSeq and is a predicted model, not a curated record. The transcript has 2 exons.